AUGCCAAACGAAGAAGAAGAAGAAGUGGUCGCCCGUAAGUUGGCGGGGGGAGAGGCGAGGCCGUCGCGCAGGGCGUCGCGGGUGAGCCUGGGGCGCUGAAGGGAUGGGCCCGCGUCUGGGCUUGAGCCCGCCGGUGGCGGCCGGGGCAAGCGGUCAUGCGGCAGGCGCCCGGCGCCCCUCGAAUCCCUAAGCUGGGCCGAUGGGACGUGAUCUCCCAGCUACACCGAAAGCUCACGUUCGCCCCAGCCGGAGCCGGCAGCCCAAUGGAUAACCUUCCGCCGGGCCUCGUCAACCGCGGCCAGAACCUCUGCUUCGCCAUCUCGUCGCUGCAGUGCCUCUUCCGCACGCCGGAGAUGGCGGGCCUUCUGCAGGAGUGGGUGCAGAACAGCAACCUCAUCAUGGCCGCAAGCGAGGAGGACUUCCUCUGGAGCUACCUCAAGCUACACGUGGAGUGCGUCGCCAGGAACCUGCAGCCUGCGACGCAGGACAACUUCUUCCGGCUCUGCCGCGUCUUCAUGCCGCAGCUGGUGUCCAGCUCGUCCUACACGCAGGAGCAGCAGGACGCAGCCGAGUUCGCGAUGAAGCUCCUCAACGUGCUGCACAAGAUACUCAACAGCCGGCGACCGCGCAACAGGGCCGGCCAGGCCAACGGCAGCGGGUCGGCCGAGCACAACUCCGAGAACUUCCAGGUGUCCAUCUCGACGCUCAACAAGCGCUGCGUCGACCGCAUCCUCGAGGUGGCCUACAAGGGCUGGCAGGCCUACGAGCGCGGCAACGACUCGCCCAUCGUGCACCUCUUCACCGGCCAGACGUCGGACAUCACCCAGUGCACCUCCUGCCUCAAGACCAGCAUACGCACGCAGGAGUACAACGUGCUGCCCAUCCCCAUCGAGCCACGCGACCGGAGGGACAGCAACGGUGCAAGGAUCGUGGUGCGUCUCUACGACCUGCUCGUGUCCUACACCGAGGCCAAGCGCACGGACAACCGCGAUGCCGACAACGAGAUCGAGCUGCAGACGGGGCCCAUCUGCAACCUGGCCGCCCACACGAGCUGGCUCCAUCGCACCAUGAUCUCGCAGGCGCCCCCCGCAAUCGUGCUCCAGCUGCUGCGCUUCCAAUUCGACAGCGCGGCGGGCCAGACCCGCAAGAUUCGCGACCCCAUCAAGAUUCCCAGCGCCAACAUGUGCUUGCCCAAUGGCUCGGGCACCUGGCCCCAGUACAAGCUGUACGGCAUAGUGGCCCACAUCGGUACGCGCUCGACGCAGGACGGUCACUACAUCGCCUACGCCGAGGACCAGGCGUGCGGCAAGUGGUACCGGUUCGACGACGAAGCGGUAACCCCAAUAUCAGACAUCGACGAGGAACUUGCCAAGCCUUUCCUAAUGGAGAACGCCUACCUGUUGUUCUACAAAAAGACGUGAUGUUGAAACGUGCAGCGCGUUGCUCCGUUGUCCCAUGAACCGUUCCUUGUGGUGCCCUUUGGCAAACAUUUGGCACUGGCUUGACCUAAAACCGACAAGCAGCCAUGAAAUUCUGCGCCCUGCGUUUACGACAACAAGGGAUCUACGUCUUACUCUGACAAGGCCACCGCCAUUCGGGGGGCGUAGCUUCGGCCUUCCCUUUCCCUCAACAUUGUGCGACCCCACCCCCUGCCCCCGUCUGGCGGCACGUUGACGGUCCAAGGAUCCCUCAUUAUAUUCAAAAUCCUCUGCGCGGAAGACGAGACGUUGAUCCUGGGAGGACAUUGCUUGUGGAGAAAGCCUCUCGUAAUCAGCAGCAGAAGCGAUUGAUAAAAUUAUAGUGCGAAAUUUUACUUCUGCGUUGUUGCAGGUGCAUUAUCGCGGUCUGUGUGGCUUGCGAAGUGAAUUUUGAUCACAGCAGAACAGUUGAUGCACUUUCCACUUCACGUUUCCAUGUAUGAAAAUCGUAAAAGAAAACGUGCGAAUGAAGUCUA
This is a messenger RNA of Dermacentor albipictus, 1954 nucleotides long. RefSeq names its product ubiquitin carboxyl-terminal hydrolase 50-like. The record is from RefSeq and is a predicted model, not a curated record. Gene Ontology annotation, molecular function: cysteine-type deubiquitinase activity. Gene Ontology annotation, biological process: protein deubiquitination. NCBI's taxonomy places the organism in Eukaryota, Metazoa, Arthropoda, Arachnida, Ixodida, Ixodidae.